Lycium barbarum (goji berry) is the source of this 1254-nucleotide messenger RNA. RefSeq lists its product as uncharacterized. The record is from RefSeq and is a predicted model, not a curated record. The coding region runs from base 579 to 950 and encodes 123 amino acids. The transcript has 5 exons. NCBI's taxonomy places the organism in Eukaryota, Viridiplantae, Streptophyta, Magnoliopsida, Solanales, Solanaceae.
CAAUAUGAAAGAAUAAUUACGCAAGGGUUGUAUUUACAUAACUUUACAAAUAGGGACAAUCCAAAUAAUGGCCUAAAAAGGACAUUUGCGUAAAUCCACUAAAAUAAAAGGCCAUGACAAAAAAAAUAAAGGGAAAAAAAGAAUUUUUGAAAUUAAAAUUAAAAAAUAUGUUUGGAAGACAAGAGUGCUUGCACAUGAUUUUCACUUUUAAAAAAGGUUGAAAUUUUAUGAGUGAACCAUUAUUUCACUUGUCAGAUCAAUUUUUCUACUUGAAGUUCAAGUUAAAAUAAUUGAUCAAAUUCUAAAAUAAGCGUUUAUUUAAAAAUAAUAUUUCGAAGUUUGAAGUUGAUAUAAUGAGGAUACUUUAUACUCAAACUAAUAACAUGUGGGAAACAAAAAAACCAAAGAACAACAAAGUCGCCUAAAUUUCCGAAUCAACCAUUGUUUUAAUUCACUAUCUUCCUAACUUCAAUCCUCCUCUCUGUUUUUGCCUUCCAAAUUCAUCUUCCACAUAAGUAAAAACUUCUCUCAUUUGAUAGACAAAAAAAAAAUAAAAAAUUAAAGCUGAGAGAGAAAUAAUGAAUUUACAGCAAUGGACACCACCUUGUAACAAGCAAUGCACCAAUAAAUUCUCGGCUCUCACCCAAAUUCCUUGGAGAGUUUUCUGCAAAAAGGCCUGUGAUGCUGAUGGCGAUACAUGGGAGGAAUGUUUGGAACAAUGUGAUGAGAUGUGCUAUAAGAGUGCUGUUCUGAAGGAUAAACAAUGGAGUGCUUAUAUUGAUCGUGCCCCCGGUUCUGCUAGCUAUUCCGAGGAUUGUCAUCGUGCUUGUGCAGCUGGUUGUGGUUUCAAGUUUGAUAUUCCUUCUGAGGAAGUAGAUAAAAUCCAAUCAAGCAGGUCCUCCAAGCUACCUGCAGAAGAGGAGCCAGCUGAUAAAAAGAAGUCAACAUAAAUACAAUGCAGAACUUUUGUGACAUUUCCCACAAAUGAUUGUGUAAUGUUCAAGAAUAGCAAUUAGUAUACAUAAUUUAUUCUACUAGGGGAUUACUCCUUUAAUUCAAAGAUUUGUUCUACAGCAGAUAACAUGGGGUGAAAGUUGAGUUUUGAGAUUUAUAGCUUCAUUAGCAUUUUACUUAUGCAUGUGAAAGUGCUGAUUUUUUGUAUAAUAUUUACUGUGAAAUUUUCUGCAAAACAUAACAGAAGAGAAAUUUUCACCAGGUUGUCCUUUUUGGGACAGCUGUUUAGUAAAUGACCAU